Molecule: messenger RNA, 381 nt
Organism: Meloidogyne enterolobii
Lineage: Eukaryota; Metazoa; Nematoda; Chromadorea; Rhabditida; Meloidogynidae
Source: the annotation of a GenBank genome assembly
AUCCAACAAAAGAUGGAAGUCUUAGACCCACGAACUACAUUAAUUAGCAACCAAGAGGUGCUUUCCUUGCUUAACCAAGCAAAAAUACAACAAAAAUAUAAUAGAGGUUCACAAAAUCAUAACACAAUUGUCUACGAGGCAUCAAAAUACUUAAAUGAUACUAAUGCUACUUUACAAAAAAGAGAAAAUAUUGUUGAUUUGAUUAACUCUCUCAAGAAGUUUAAGCUCACUGGAGCAGAGAUUAUACAAAUCGUGAAUCUCCGUCCAAAACAGGCGCUGGAAGUUCAGCUGAUCGUCGAAGAAUGCGAAGAAAGACUUUCUGAGGAAGAAUUGGAUGAACUUGUAGAAACAAUCUGUAGAAUUUUGCCAAAGGAAAAAUAA